AUAAUUGUUUCCAGAAGCGAAAGCUUGUGACUUGAAUCACAUGAAAACAAAACACAGGCUUUCUCAUUGAUCAUGAAAUGGACAAGAGGAGAGAUUGUAGGAUGGGGAAUGAGGAAGAGGGGAUGAGGAAUGUCAAGAAUUGAAAACAAAAAAAAGAUAUGCUUGGGGCUGCUCAGAAAAGGCUUUGUGACUUUAACGUUGCAGAGGGAGGUUUCCAUCUUGGCUCGCCUGCAGCCAAGAGGGUGGAGCCCAUCCUGCCUCCACAAUAGUUUCCAGCUGUGCCGAUUACGUGUCUGGGCACAGUGGUCUGCAAUUGCCUUUGGCAGCUGCGUUGUUUUUGCAGCACACACCCAGCAGCUCUGCUCUUUUCAGAAGCCAUCGGAGUCGGUGGAAGACAUUUGAGUUUCUCUGAACCUUCACCAUGUUCCUAGCUCAGGCUCUGCUGGAUGCUGCCACCGGUGGUGGGUCUGGGUCUUCUGGAAGCGGGGGCAGUGCUAUGGCUGCUGCUGGGGGGGCUCUCAUGAGAAGCCUUGGAGGGGGCAGCGGAGGCGGCAAGAGUGCAGGUGGUGCCCUCCUUAAAAGCAUCGGAGGGGCUGGCGGUGGUGGUGGGGCCGGCGGGGCCUUGAUGAAAGGCCUUGGAGGACUCUUGUCAGGAGGCGGAGGUGGCGGUGGUGGGAAAGCAGGAAAUGUCAUGGGGCUCAUUGGAGGCCUUGUGAACAUCAUCAGUGAAGCAGCAGCUCAGUACACCCCUCAGCCGCCCCCACCAUCCCGAAGCCAUUUUGCCAACGUGGAGGCCAAUGAGAGCGAGGAGCUUCGCCAGUUCCGGCGGCUCUUCGCCCAACUGGCCGGUGAUGACAUGGCAGUGUGUCCCACUGAACUGAUGAACAUCCUGAACAAGGUGAUGGCCCGCCACCAAGACCUGAAGUCAGAAGGUUUCAGCCUGGACACUUGUCGGAGCAUGGUGUCGGUCAUGGACAGUGACACCACGGGCAGGCUGGAUUUCUACCAGUUCCAUUACUUGUGGAACAACAUCAAGAAGUGGCAGAGCGUCUACAAACAGCAUGUCUCGCAACCCUCGGGGACCAUCGAGAUGGCACGGCUUCCCGCUGCUUUCAAGGCCGCAGGUUUCAACCUGCAUGAGCAGCUCUAUGUAUUGAUGAUCCGCCGGUAUGCCAAUGAAGAUGGCACCAUGGAUUUCAACAACUUCAUCAGCUGUCUCGUACGUAUGGAUGGCAUGUUCCGCGCCUUCAAAGCCCUGGACAGAGAUGGAGAUGGGAAAGUCCAGAUGAAUCUCCAAGACUGGCUUCAACUAACUAUGUACUCCUGAACUGAAUUUAUCGGAGAGGGAAGAAUGAAUAGAAGGCUAUGCUGCUUAUUUCACUUUGAGGAUUGUUGCAAGUGAUAUUGUUUUAGCUAAAUGCUCUUUUCAAGAAGCAAGGCCAACUCCCUGGCUUUUGCUACAUUUUUAGAUUGCUUUGCUGGGGAGGCAGGGAGUUGUAAAACUGUUCUAGCACGUCUUAGCAUUUCUUCUUGGAGCUUUCUCUCUGCAGUAUGUGCCCAAUAGCUGGAUAUUCCUUCCUUGGAGUAUGGAACCAGGGGAAAGUUAGCACGUAUAUAUUUUGUAGCUACAUCUCUUUAUCAUUUCAGGGACAUAUUUAUGAUUUUGUGUGCAUGCCUGGCCUAUGCGAUUGUGUACAAUUAAGUAUAUGUAUUAGAAUUGUCAAAGCCAUGUUGAAAAUUGUUGAGCACAUGGGCAAAAUGCAGUCAAAGGACAUCUCAGACCCUUUACAACUUCCUGGAUUGCCUACUCCCCCAAAGCUGUCUUGACCAUUCAUCUUUUAUAUAAGUUGCCGGCUUGCAGCUUGCAGGCAUCACACUGCUUAAAAUAAAAAAGAUCCAUUUAUUUAAAAAAACAUAACAAGACAGAAGUGGAUUUGUUGUCCAUUUAUGGGAUCUGUUGUUAUUUUGGCAGACUGUGAGGCCCUGGGACCAUGCCAGGAGUCCCUGACUAAGGAUGUUAUUCUUCACUAAGGCAGCUGGUGCACUCCAGAAAUAAAGCAGUUUGACACUACCUUAGCUGCCAUGACUCAGUGCUGUGGGAUACUGGGAUUUGUAGUUCUGUGAGAUAUUCAGCCUUCCCUGUCGGAUUGCUCUGGUGCCCCCACCACGCUACAAAUCCCAGAUUUCCAUAGCAGUUAUAGCAAUUAAAGUGGUAUCUGACGUCUUUUUCUGCAGUGUGGCAGCACUCCAAAUUUCAUCUUGAAGGAUUCAAGAAGUAAUUUUAACAGCCUUCUUCCCAUUUCAAGAAGCUCUUUGAAAAACCACACCGUUUACAAAGCCUAUUCGCAGUUCAGGGUUUAUUGUGCACAAAAUUCACAUGUGGUUGUUUUGCAUAGAAAAUAGCAACACUUUCCAUCUAGGAUACAGCAUCUUGUGCUGGAAAUAAUAUUCCAAGGCAGAAAUAUUAUUUCCUGCACAGAAAAUGCUGGGGGUUUUUUUGCAAAAAAAAAACCCCACAACGCAACAACCAUGUGGUUGAAACCUCAGCUCCUAGAGCCCACUUGGGUCUUUCCAAGCACCCAGUUGGGCCCACUGGAGAUUCCUAAUCUUCUGUUUUCCCAAUUUUUGUAUGUGUUUUUUUCCCUUUCCUAAAAAAUUAAGCUGCCUUUCCAAGGGUGGGUAGAGCAAAAACUACCCUGGCAGUUUUGGGUUGCAUUCUUUGAUUGCAUUCUUUGGCUGUGGGCCUCACCCAUCACUGGAAUGCAGCCCUGAGAACUUCUCUGAUAUUAAAUUCAGCUCUUCUGAUGGCACAAAUUCCCCACCCUUGCUUGACAAAGAAGGAUGAGAUUUCUUUCCACUUUCGUACUUACUUUGUCCCUUUCUAGAUACUCGCUCCAGGUUUUUUAAGAGCUUGAGUAGAACAGUUAGUUGUCUCUUCUUCUUAUCAAUCCUCCCCCGUCUCCUCAAUUUGCCAGCUGUGCAUUUUGUAAGUCCUGCAAACUCACAGAUCCUUUUUCUGGGUGUUCUGUUUCCUAAAUGUUUUGUAUCAGAUUUCAAGUUUGUAUACUUGUGUAUUUAGGGAUCCUUUAUUUUAGGGUGCCUCUGUUUCACUUAGGUAUGGAAAGAAAUUUUCCUGGACUAGCCAGUCUUGACAACAGGUCCAAUUUCACACCUCUUGAGAUUUAUCGCAGGAAAAUGUGCACAGCAUCUCCAACAUUUGCAAUACUAUUGGCACAUUUCUUUUUCAAGAAAUAAGGUGCACACCAAUCAAUGCACAUAUUUUGAAAUGUGCACAGCUAAAACAUGCAUAAUUAAACAACACAUGCAACCAAAAUGUUUUCAACAUCACUUCCAGCCACUAUUCUGGGCAAUUUGGGGCUUUUUAGGGGGACAAUUAGGGUCUCUCUGGGGCAUUAGGAGAAGCAAAAUCCCAAAUGUUCAGAAGGUUUCAGUGGCUUUCAGCUCUUUUUGGCAAAAAAAUUAUCCCCAAAGCAAUCCGAAUAAAGAAAAUAAAUGUGGUCUGGGGACUUUGGGAGUCUUCAUGGUUGCGCUUAGGGAUUCUCAAAGGCUGUGUGCUUCUUCUGGGCCUAAAAUGGCUUGGGGAACACACUUUGCCAACCCCUGUACAAAUUGAAUAAGAGAUAUUCUGCCUUUUUCUUUGGUAUUAAACAGCAUUCUGUUUUAACCUCAGGGCAUGUUUGAAUUUCAAGCAAGCCCAAGCAAAAGAAAUAAAAAUAAAAAUUGAUCUUCUCUUUGUUUCAAAGCAUGAAUGUGCAAAGGAGGGGGAAAUAAACUCAGAUCCUAACAAAUUGAAAUUGCUGUCAUUUCUUUGAUCAGGUUGUAGCUUGGCAUGGUUGGCUGUGGGGGAAGGAGAAACAUAUUUUGCAUUGAUCAACUUGAAAACGGCUGAAGUGUUUGCAAAAUAAAUCCUGCAAAAUGCCUACAGAAGGGGUAAACUGAACUCUGUUAGAGCCCUGAGGGAUAAUGUACUCCUUCCACAAGCUUAAAUUAAUACUCCUUGCAGCUAAAAAAAGAACUAGCACAGCAGACUGGGACAUAUCCUCUCUUUCUGCCCUCUGAAUUUUGGAUUUGCACAUCCCCAGUGCUUGGAUUACAACACCCCUGCUGGCUGGGAGAAGCUGAAAUCGUACUCCCAAAAAGUUACUUUUUGUGGCUCUGGAUUUGAUACUGAGGAACAUUCAAACAUUUCAUCUCCUCCUAUAGCUCAGAUUGGUGCCAUCCAUUUGCUUGUCUACUUCUGCUGUGUGUGACUAACAAAGAGAGCAUUAGGUGUCGAUAAAUGGAGGGUACUGGGGUAAUCGAUAGUGAAUGAAACCCCUACUUAUAGACAUGGGAAACUGAUGAAUAUUAGGUGACUGCAUUUAGCUUCCCAGGAGAGCUGUAUUGUCAACUUUGAGCAUGGUGUAAAUGGUU
Messenger RNA from Sceloporus undulatus (fence lizard), 4434 nucleotides. RefSeq names its product calpain small subunit 2 (gene CAPNS2). Bases 422 to 1327 code for a protein of 301 amino acids. The transcript has a single exon. The record is from RefSeq and is a predicted model, not a curated record. Lineage: Eukaryota; Metazoa; Chordata; Lepidosauria; Squamata; Phrynosomatidae. Gene Ontology annotation, molecular function: calcium ion binding.